Daphnia pulex (common water flea) is the source of this 1573-nucleotide messenger RNA. It is a transcript of the gene Ald1, whose product is annotated as fructose-bisphosphate aldolase-like. Gene Ontology annotation, cellular component: cytosol. The transcript is spliced from 8 exons. Gene Ontology annotation, biological process: glycolytic process; fructose 1,6-bisphosphate metabolic process. Gene Ontology annotation, molecular function: fructose-bisphosphate aldolase activity. The record is from RefSeq and is a predicted model, not a curated record. The coding region runs from base 144 to 1238 and encodes 364 amino acids. NCBI's taxonomy places the organism in Eukaryota, Metazoa, Arthropoda, Branchiopoda, Diplostraca, Daphniidae.
UUUAAAAGCCACCCAACCGGCGGUAUAUAGCAAAUAGCCCCGACUCCCAAGACUAGCUCGUCACUUCGACUGCACCGACUGUACGAUCUCGUCUGUCCUGAUAAUUCCUUCGUCUUUUCCAGUCAAAUUCAUAUUACCAAAAAAUGACGACCUACUUCAACUACCCAUCUCCAGCCCUGCAGGAGGAGCUCCGUACCAUUGCCCACAACAUUGUGGCUUCAGGCAAAGGUAUCUUGGCUGCUGAUGAGUCCACCGCCACCGUUGGAAAGCGAUUUGCUGAUAUCGGUCUUGAGAACACCGAGGAAAACCGCCGCGCUUAUCGCGAGCUCUUGUUCACCGCUGACUCUGCCCUCAAUGACAACAUCUCCGGUGUUAUCCUCUUCCACGAAACUCUCUACCAGAAAGCCAGCUGCGGCACUUCCUUCGCCGAGCUGCUCAAGCAACGCGGAAUCUACCCUGGCAUCAAGGUAGACAAGGGUGUGGUCAACCUCUUUGGCUCUGAAGACGAAUGCACCACCCAAGGUUUGGACGAUUUGGACGCUCGCUGCGCCCAGUACAAGAAAGAUGGAUGCCAGUUCGCCAAGUGGCGAUGCGUCCUCAAGAUCGGCAAGAACACCCCGUCCUACCAAGCCAUCUUGGAGAACGCCAACGUUUUGGCCCGCUAUGCCUCCAUCUGCCAGACCAACGGUUUGGUCCCAAUUGUCGAACCCGAGGUCCUCCCCGACGGUGACCACGACUUGGACAGGGCUCAGAAGGUGACCGAAACCGUCUUGGCUGCCGUCUACAAGGCACUCAGUGACCACCAUGUCUUCUUGGAGGGCACUCUCCUCAAGCCCAACAUGGUUACUGCCGGCCAGUCUUGCAAGACCAAGUACACCCCGGAAGAGGUUGCCAAAGCCACCGUUACCGCUCUGCAGAGGACUGUUCCUCCCGCAGUUGCUGGAGUCACUUUCUUGUCAGGAGGCCAGUCUGAAGAAGAUGCUUCCGUUCACUUGAACGCCAUCAAUGCUUACCCCGGCCGCAAGCCCUGGGGUCUUACCUUCAGCUAUGGUCGUGCUCUUCAGGCUUCGGUCCUCCGCGCCUGGGGUGGCAAGCCCGAGAACGUCAAGGCUGGCCAGGAGGAACUCCUCAAGCGUGCUAAGGCCAACGGUGAAGCCGCUCAGGGCAAAUACGUCGCUGGAACUUGCGUGGGAGCUGCUGCCGCUUACGACUUGUUCAUCAAGAACCACGCAUACUAGAUUUAUUAAAUAUCUGUGAAGGAGUCAUCAUCGUAACUUAAAAUUAAAAAAAAAAAAAAAGAAAAGCCAGAAAAAGCCGAAAACAUUAUUGUGAAUGCAUUUUUUCGAAAUUUUCACUUCUUUAUCAGUGUUUAGAUAAAAAUGAACGAAGAUUACCGAUGGGGCUUGAGAUUGUAGUCAUUUCUUAAUAGCUCAUUCACUAUAAUAAUCAUCUUCGGUCCAUUUGAGUGUUUGGAAAGCUGGUAGAUGAUGUAGUAAGUUCACUUACUCUUGCUGUAUACCAAUGUUGAUUGUUGACAUGCAUAUACAAUACACGAUAUCAAUACCAGCAACAA